This is a messenger RNA of Bipolaris maydis ATCC 48331, 779 nucleotides long. RefSeq lists its product as uncharacterized. Lineage: Eukaryota; Fungi; Ascomycota; Dothideomycetes; Pleosporales; Pleosporaceae. The record is from RefSeq and is a predicted model, not a curated record.
AUACAACGAGAUUCUUCCAGCUACACAGCACACAAUGCCAUCAAAGCGCCGCGGACUGCCGUCCAAAGCGCCUGUCAAACGUCCAUCGAAGCUCGCCAAAGAAAACGGCCUGACUGCAGAGCAAGAGGCUGAAAUACGCGAGGCAUUUGGCCUGUUUGCCGUUUCGCAUCCUGACCAUGAAGAUUCAAAAGAAGGCGUACUAAAGAGAGGCGAUGUGCGAAGAUGCCUGAUCUCUCUCAACCUCGCACCAGACAAAUCAGAAGUGCCAUCCAUUCUAUCUACAAUCGAUCCCCUCAACACUGGCUUUGUUAGUUUCAUACCUUUCUUGUCAUACGCCGCGAUCGCAAUACAUUCCAAGGACCAGGGGUCUGACGAGGACGACGAGGAAGAUGAAUACCGAGAGGAGAGUAAUGCAGAAGAGGUCAAAGCAGCAUAUCGGCUGUUUACGCACGGUACUGCGGGCCCCAUUACACUGGCGCACCUUAGGAGGGUUUCCAAGGAGUUGAGAGAAGACGUGCCAGAUGACGUCUUGAAGGAUAUGAUUCUUGAGGCGAAUGGCGGGGUCAAGGGUCAGGGUAAGGACGCUGGUGGUGUCAGUCUUGAGGAUUUUGAAAGCGUGAUGAAGAGAGCCGGGCUGUCUUUUGGAUGAGAGACGAUGAUGCAAGGAACGAAAACACGAUAGCAUGAAGUUUUACAUGCAGGCAUGGAUACGUCGAGGGAAGCCUCGAGCUGCAGUCUUCCAAAGCCUUGGAUCUACGAAAGACAGCCGGUGGAAACCU